Molecule: messenger RNA, 3590 nt
Organism: Fimicolochytrium jonesii
Lineage: Eukaryota; Fungi; Chytridiomycota; Chytridiomycetes; Spizellomycetales; Powellomycetaceae
Exons: 12
Coding region: 320-3310 (996 amino acids)
Source: RefSeq, a predicted model, not a curated record
UGACAAGCCGAUUGGCGAAAAGAAAACCUCAAUUGAAUUGCGCCUGGGAAUCACGGGACCCGCAAAUAAAUGCCGUUAAGGGUUCCGCGCUGUCGAAAACCCUCAGAAUAUUCGAAAGGGACCGCCGUUCUUCUGCUCUCUCCACACACCCAACGCACGAAGUCUUCGUCCCCGAUUUCCUCAGAAAUAUCUUCAUUUCGUCCUUCAUUCCACACAUCAGUCGGCCGCCCCACUUGUUUGUUACUCGGCGCUGGGAUUUUCCAAGGCGUCGCCGUCAUUUUGAGAAACCGAAACCUGUCAGUCGCCCCACAACUCCGCUAUGUCUGAGACAGCCGAGAUACUUUUCACGCCAAGUUGGGACAGAGGCUCCUAUACGGGGCUUUUAAUGGAAAUCGCUGAACGGACCAACACACGUAUUCUCACUGGGAGCAUAUCCUAUUCUAUACACGGUGAAACUGAAGCAGUCACUAUAGCUCAAAACGAAAUCUGCGCUAUGCUCGAAGCAGGCGGUGUACAUUCCAAAGAUUUCGGGCUGCCACAAGAGUUCACCGAACGCUUGCUCAUCGAUCAGAAAACGCGGCACGAUUUCAACAGGAAACUCGAAUGCCUAAGCGAUGAGUACGGCGUCACCAGUAAGCUGGACAGCAAAUGCCGGACUGUCCAUGUCUCUGCUCCCACUGCGGUAGAUAUCGGCCCAGUGAUCAGGGGUAUCAGUGUCAUGCAGAUCCCGGAUAGAAAUGGAGAGCCCGUUCCGGUCAAGGCCAUUCCUACUUCGGAGCUCCAUUUCGAUGUAGGUGUUAUGCGACGAGCCAAGGUUUUGUAUCUAACAGCCGGCAGACCCAACUUUAGUAUGGCGGACAGCUUCAAAGAGAAGGCGGAAGACGCGGCGAAAGCACAUGGCGUCACGAUCACAUUCUCGCAGGACAAAACGCAAGCGAUCUUGAAAGGCGAUGCAGACAAAGCUACGGCUGCUGCUGCAAAAAUCCAGGAAAAGUACACCCGAUUCCUUCUCUACAUCGACAGCCAUUCCAGAACAUGGCGAUUUCGCCCGGAAACUAUUGAGGUGGCGGCGAAGGAAGAGAUUGAUCUUCGCGAUCGAGUAGGAGAGGUCUUUGCCACAGAUCCCUUGAUCAAAAGUUGGCACAUUGUGGAGGACGCGAACGCUGUCGAUUUCGUAGACAUCGACUUCAUCUACACGUCCAGAAAUGCAAAGGCUGUGGAUGAAAUGGUCGACCGGCUCAAUGCAAUGCAACAACUCGUGCUGGAUACCGAAACCAAGAACGCGAUCGUCGCCUCAGAGGGUAAAGCCACGGUCAACCACCAAGGCGCUGCGAAUACCCCGCCUUCCAACGGAGUGGCCACCUCAGAAGGCGAGAAUAGCGCUGCGUGCACUGAGGCGAGCAAAGAGACCACUUUUGCGGACGAUAUUUCUAGCAAAAUAGCUGUUCCGGCUGUCGAAAAUCCCGCGUCCGCGACGGUGCAGGCAACUCUGGCCGUCAAUCCCACCAGCGACCAGCCGCCUACCUCUGUGCAAGCCAAGAACAAUGAAAAUACGAAAAAGGACGGCGUUGAGGAGGCUGAUGCAUCGAGCCGUGAUCAGUUGUUCAUUGCUCGACAGUUUCCAGUGCCCGUGAAAAACGCUCUCAAGGACAACAACGAUCUAGCCAGCCAAAUCACUUCCGAGCUCGAGCGUAGCUGCCGCGAGUCCGGCCAUCUUCAAGCCCUAGUAUCCUUCAAACAUGGGGCUGUGUUCAUCAAGGGCAACUCGAGGGAGUCCCUUGACUGGUGUUGGCUCAAUUUGCUGAGGGCCUUGAAAGAGAGUGUUCCAGAAUGCGAUGAACCAUCCGCUUUACAGAACGGCACCAUGGCGCAACCAACCGGUGGCAAGGUGCACAGCAGGCCCACUGCGAAAACCGCUGAGGUUCCGACCGCAUCGGUCGAGAAGGAAGUGGAGAACCCCCCCGUCGCGAACAACGCCAAGAAGGAGGAGGAACCCAAAGUAACCGCCGAAGUCCCUGAGAAAGGCGAUAAUAAACCAGCGGUGAAGGCGACAGCACCUGAUGCCAGCAAUGCCCCGCAGGAGGUUACUACUCGCGAAGAACCGCUCUCCGACAAGGGCCGCUCCGCUUCUACUGGGGGAAGUUCGCCUUUCAUUGAUAUUACUUCUUUGCCGUCGCCUACAUGGGAAGUUCUCGAUGUCGCUAAGGAGGGUGGUGCCAAGGAGGGCGCUGGAGGUGAACAGAAAGAGCCCGCUACUGCUACCGCUGGGACUGAUGGAAAGAACGCAGAUGGCAUAGGAAAGAAAGAAGCUGUUGCGGCACCUGUAGCCGGUGACGUGGAUGUGGCUAAGACCCAAGACCAAACCACAGCGCCCCGGCAAAAAGAUGUACAAGCCGUUGCUGCAGAACUCAUACCUCAGUUCGCCAACGCUGGCAUGCCGCUUCAUACAGCUGCACAGUUCCCGCAAGCUGCAGAACCUACUCCUCAGCACACACAGGCUGAGGGAGUGCAUGCAUAUGGAUUGUUCAACCCCAUCCCCAGUGCCCUGAUGUCACCGACGCUCCCGCCAAUGAUGAGCCCCUUCGGAUCCUUCGCACACCCCGGGUUCGGCACACUCAGCCCACACCCUCAAAUGCAAGCAACUGCCCCCGGGGGCAUGCCAGGCCCUCUCGGACCUCAAUACACAGCUCAACCAAGUGCGUUCCCCGGGUUCAACGCGCAGAACCAGCCCCCCCAUAUGCAAACACCCGCCGCCGGAAGCAUCCCAGGCCCUCUCGGACCCCAAUCCACGGCUCAACAAAGUGCGUUCCCCGGAUUCCCCGCCGCCCAAAGCCAACCACCCCAGCCACAAGCAAGCAGACCGGCCUCCUUCUGGCCGCCUCAACACGCGCAAAUGGCUCCGAACCCAAUGAUGAUGAUGGGAAUGCCCGGCAUGGGCGCCCCUUACAGCCAUAUGCCGCCCGGAUGGCCCUACCACCAACAGCACUACCAAGCACCCUGGGGAGCCGCUUUCCCCCCGCAAGCGUACCCGCAAUGGAACCCUUGGGGCGGCCAGCAGCAGCCGUUCUACCCUCACCAACAGAUGCCCGCGACGAGUGCGCCGCAGGGGAUGGGGAUGGGGAUGGAUAUCACUGGUCUUGCGCAAGGUGCGCCGGGUAUGUCUGCUGAACAGCCCGAGCACCCGAUCGGGAAGGGUGGACAGGAGCCCGGUAAACAGAUCCCUGCUGCUGAGCAGCCCCCGAAAUCGGUCAUGGAGAGGUUGAAGGAUGAUGAGGCGAGGUUGAUGAGGAUGGGGCAGGGGCGGGGCUGAGAAGAGUGGUUGCUGAUCCUGUUCCACGUCGGCAGGGUGAUGCGUGAUUAGGAGGGUCAUUUUGUGGAUCCCACGACGACAACAAGCAAUGAUGAGGUUCAUGAGUGAUGUGGUUCUCGGGGCGUAUUAUCCAUAGUCAGUUGCGUAGCGAUAUCAUGAUGGAACGGGCAGUACCAAGGACCGUCUUGCAGAGAAACCGAAAGGCGUAGCAUACGGGUGGACGGUGCCUUUUCUAUACCCACAUAGAUCUUCUUUUCUCUCUUUAUGAUAUGAAUGUGAU